GAUUAUCGGUCAUACGUCAGUGAAUUGUCAAAAUUAAACAUGUUGUACCUAGUUCAUCAAAAAUCAUGAAAUUUCACGUGGGCGGCAAUUCAAUUCCAAGGAUUUUUAAUGGGGUGAUAAAUUUAAAACAUAGAACUACGAAUCCAAGGGUUCAGUACAAUGAUCCAUCCAUUCUGUUUAAUAGUAUGAAGGACAAAGUAGCUCUCGUUAACGAAGGCACGUAUGGUUUAGGUCUUAAAUGUGCUAGGGAACUACUUCAGUGUGGUGUUAAGGGACUAAUGAUUUCAGGUGCCGACGAGAAGCAAGGGAGAUUUGUCAUCAAUGAGCUCUGCAGGGAACACGGCAAAGAAAAGUUAGCAUUCAUAAGGAUGGACUCAUCAAAGGAUGUCAUAGUUAAACAUGUUUACUCCGAAACAAUAAAGUACUUUCGUGGCCUCGACAUUGUUUUCAAUUAUUUACAUCACAUGAAGCACACCAGUUGGGAGGAGCAAGUGGAGCAUAACGUUAUGGGCCUUAUUAGAAUCACCAAGUGUGGGCUACAACAAAUGAAUCUUAAUAAAUGUGGAGGAGUUAUCAUCAAUGCCAUUGUCACGAAAGAAAACGAUGAACAAUGUCCUUUAUAUUUGGGCAUCAAGCAUUUUGUAAUCACAUUCAGUAAGGCCCUCAGUGCUGUCUCAUAUGAUGAUACAUCCGUUAAAAUUAUGACGGUCUGUUUUGAUGAAGAAGAAGUGUGUGAUGAAUCAAAUCAUGAGUCCACUCAAAGUCAGGGUCAUAACAUAAAUUCAAUAGUUAACAAAGGUAAAAAUGGGUCAAUUUGGUGUUGUUCCGUUUGAUGUAUUUAAUACUAAUUUAAUAAAAUAUAUACAAGACUGA
Messenger RNA from Aethina tumida (small hive beetle), 873 nucleotides. RefSeq lists its product as uncharacterized. The record is from RefSeq and is a predicted model, not a curated record. The transcript is spliced from 6 exons. The coding region runs from base 66 to 833 and encodes 255 amino acids. Gene Ontology annotation, cellular component: cytoplasm. NCBI's taxonomy places the organism in Eukaryota, Metazoa, Arthropoda, Insecta, Coleoptera, Nitidulidae. Gene Ontology annotation, molecular function: oxidoreductase activity, acting on the CH-OH group of donors, NAD or NADP as acceptor.